UUAAUGUGUUUGUGUGUGUGAGAGAGAAAGAGGCAGAGAGAGAAAGAGAGAGGCAGAGAGAGGGAGAAAGAGAAAGAGAGAGGCAGAGAGAGGCAGAGAGAGGGAGAAAGAGAAAGAGAGAGGGAGAAAGAGAGGGGGGAGCGUGUUUGGCAGUCGACGAUGAGUAUUUGCAGACUUUUAAAACCAAACUUGAGGAAUUUCUUUGCCACACAGAUCAGGAUGUCGUCUGAUCAGCUUGGAGAGCUGGGUAAAGGAGUAGGGAAGGGAGGAGGAGGAGGCGGCGCAGUGCGGGAGGCAGGAGGAGCUUUUGGCAGGAGGCAGGCAGCUGAGGAAGAAAUGUACUUCAAGAGGAAAGAGCAUGAACAGUUGGCCGUUCUGAGGAAACACCAUCAGGAAGAGAUUGAUCACCAUAAGAGAGAGAUUCAGCGUCUACAGCAGGAGAUCAUCCGUCACGAGGGCAAAAUCCGCAAACUCAGGCUUGACGACUGAGUUCAUCAGAUCUUCCAGUCUUGACGAGUCUCUCCAUGUUGGUGUUUUAUGUGUGUGUGUGAUUAGUUGUUCACAUUAUGGUUGGACUGAAUUAAAAGAGGGGCACGGAUUAACCAGGAUAUUGAUGCUUCUUUCUACAAACUGCUUAGGUUUUUUUUCCUUUUCACAUUGUCACUGAAUGGCAUUCUGGCCACACCUUCUAUGCAGAAAGAAGGCCUUUCAACUCAGGAGAGCGUGGACUUAGCAAGUAGUGCAUGCUCACAGUAGGCUACAGUUUUAUAAUGGAAUUAGCACAGCUUUUCAAAUCGUUAUGAUAGCUAUGCGACAGGUGCACUGACCACAUAACAGCUGCGGAUGUUUUGACCCGUUGAUAAGAUUGGGGUGAAGUCGGUGGUCCCCACCGCAGGUCCUGGAGAGCUACCUUCCUGCAGAGUUUAGUUCCAACCAGCUGCCCCUCCCCUUACUUAACUCUAGCAUCUAAUCUAGCCAAUCAGGGGCUUAGGAGGAGGCUGAUUCGCUGGAGUACGUGUGGCAAAUUGUGGUUGGAACUCGGCUCUGCAGGAUGGUAGCUGUCCAGGACCACGGCUGGAGACCCCUGGGUUCAAUGUAAAUGAUUGAAGUUCAGUCAGACGGCCACAUGAUGGCGAUACUUGCGCGUCUUCUGCUUAAAGCAAGAUGAGACGAGCAAGUGCAGAGAGGCCAUGAUUUAGUUUGAAUUUUCUGGAUUUUUAUCUGGAGAUAACAAAGUUGUUGCCAUGGGACAGAAAGUUAAUUAUCUUGUGAUCUCAAGAUAACACAUUUAUCUUGAGAUAAUGAGUUAAUGGUGUUGUACCUUCAAGAUAGCUUUGUAGGUUCAAAGUUGUUAUCUUGAGAUCACAAGAUCACUAACACAUUAUCCGACAAUAACAGUCCAGAAAGUUAUAGGGAGAGCUCAUGGCCUCUCCGGACUUCUGUAAGUGCCUGUGUUGCUGUUGGUGCACUUGCAUCCUAUACACCAUAGUGCUGCACUGGCAAAACUGGGGUGUCCAGUCCUGGUCCUGGAGAUCUACCACGUCUGAUGUUUGUCAUGAAGGCCUUCAUGGGAGUCUGAAUAACAGAGCCAGGAGUGUUGUGUCUGAACUGUCUCAAGUGGGGCAGAUGUCCAGAACCAAGACGGGUCAUUCCUAAGCUAGUCCACUCUAGAAAAACAAAAAAAAAACAACUACCCGUUUGUUCAGGUGAGGACUUUUAUUUUAAAAUAACUUCGACAUGUAAUUCAGUCCUGGCUUAUAGAUGGAUAGAUA
Pygocentrus nattereri (red-bellied piranha) is the source of this 1772-nucleotide messenger RNA. RefSeq names its product ATPase inhibitor B, mitochondrial-like. The transcript has 3 exons. Gene Ontology annotation, molecular function: ATPase inhibitor activity. Lineage: Eukaryota; Metazoa; Chordata; Actinopteri; Characiformes; Serrasalmidae. Gene Ontology annotation, cellular component: mitochondrion. Gene Ontology annotation, biological process: negative regulation of ATP-dependent activity. Bases 160 to 489 code for a protein of 109 amino acids. The record is from RefSeq and is a predicted model, not a curated record.